Dromiciops gliroides (monito del monte) is the source of this 2295-nucleotide messenger RNA. It is a transcript of the gene LMBRD1, whose product is annotated as LMBR1 domain containing 1. Gene Ontology annotation, cellular component: vacuolar membrane. Gene Ontology annotation, biological process: protein localization to vacuole. NCBI's taxonomy places the organism in Eukaryota, Metazoa, Chordata, Mammalia, Microbiotheria, Microbiotheriidae. The record is from RefSeq and is a predicted model, not a curated record.
CCCAACCCCAUCCCACCAGCCUCUUCCGGCUCGAUCGGCAGGGGACGCUAGUGGGCUGGUCUCUUUGGCAACCAGUGGCCCCGCCCCCUCUGCCCCUUUAACCUUUAGGCAGCGCGAGCGGCGUGUCCCAGGCCGCUCGCUGCUGGUUUCUUCUCGUUGCGUUGUCGUGUUCCUGGGAUUCCGGGGCCGGAAGCGAAGAUGGCGGCAGCGGGGAGCGGGUCCGCCUCCGCGGAGCUGGUGAUCGGCUGGUGGAUCUUCGGGCUGCUCUUACUGGCAAUUUUGGCAUUCUGCUGGGUAUAUGUUCGGAAAUACCAAAGUCAACGAGAAAGUGAAGUUGUCUCCACUAUAACAGCAAUUUUUUCCCUCGCAAUUGCACUCAUCACAUCAGCACUUCUACCAGUGGACAUUUUUUUGGUUUCCUAUAUGAAAAAUCAAAAUGGUACAUUUAAGGACUGGGCUAACAGUAAUGUGAGUAAACAAAUUGAGGAUACUGUCUUAUAUGGAUAUUACACUUUAUAUUGUAUAUUAUUCUGUGUGUUUUUGUGGAUACCAUUUGUCUACUUCUAUUAUGAAGAGAAAGAGGAUGAUGAUACUAGUAGAUGUACUCAAAUUAAAACGGCUUUCAAGUUUACUUUGGGAUUUGCUUUCAUUUGUGCGCUUCUUCUUUUGGUUGGUGCUUUUGUUCCUUUGAGCGUCCCUAACAAAAAUUCUACGGAGUGGGAAAAAGUGAAAUUCCUGUUUGAAGAACUUGGAACUAGUCAUGGUUUAGCUGCCUUGUCAUUCUCCAUCAGUUCUCUGACCCUGAUUGGAAUGCUGGCAGCUAUCACAUACACAGCCUAUGGUAUGUCAGCCUUACCCCUAAAUCUAAUAAAAGGUACUCGAAGUGCUACAUAUGAACGCUUAGAGAACACCGAAGAUAUUGAAGAAGUGGAACAGCACAUUCAAAGAAUUAAAUCAAAGAACAAGGAUGGUCGCCCUCUACCAGCAAAGGAUAGACGGACCUUAAAACAUUUUGAAGAAAAGUUACGGACGCUUAAAAGGAGAGAGAGGCACCUAGAAUUCAUUGAGAAGAGCUGCUGGACAAAAUUUUGUGGUGCCCUACGACCCUUGAAGAUCAUAUGGGGAAUAUUUUUCAUCCUUGUGGCACUGCUGUUCACAGUUUCUCUCUUUCUGUCAAACCUAGACAAAGCUCUUCAUUCAGCUGGCAUUGAUUCUGGAUUCAUAAUUUUUGGAACCAACCUGAGUAAUCCACUGAAUAUGCUUUUGCCUAUACUACAGACGGUUUUCCCACUUGAUUAUCUUCUUAUAACAACCAUAAUUAUGUACUUUAUUUUCACUUCAAUGGCGGGGAUUCGGAACAUUGGCAUAUGGUUCUUUUGGAUCAGAUUGUACAAGAUAAGAAGAGGUAGAACCAGGCCCCAAGCACUCUUAUUUCUCUGCAUGAUACUUCUGCUGAUUGUCCUUCACACCAGCUAUAUGAUUUACAGUCUUGCCCCCCAGUAUGUUAUGUAUGGAAGCCAAAAAUACUUAAUAGAGGGCAAUACAACAAAUAUUGACCACAAAGGGAACUAUACACUACCUGUGCCAAAGAAAUGUGAUGCAGAUGCUCCAGAAGAUCAGUGCAUCGUCACAAGAACAUACCUGUUCCUUCACAAGUUCUGGUUCUUUAGUGCCGUCUAUUAUUUUGGCAACUGGGCCUUCAUUGCAGUCUUCUUAAUUGGACUUGUAGUAUCAUGUUGUAAAGGGAAGAAAUCAGUCAUUGAAGGAGAAGUGGAUGAAGAUGAUUCAGACUUAAGUGAUGAUGAACCAUCUGUGUAUUCUUCUUGACAACUUUUCUCAGAGGUUAAUAAUUGUCCAUUUAAAAUUGAUCGAAUAUAACAUUCAUAUAAAUCAUUAGCCUGAGUAGGUUGAGCCAACUCAUUUCCAUCAAAAGUGGGAGUAUGGACUUAUCAAAAAGUAUGUAUUUUGUUGUUUUAUAAAAAGAUUAUUACUGUACCAUAGCAUACUAAUUUUGAAAAUAAUUAUAAUAAUAUGUAAAUAUACAUCCGCUGAUUCAAUGAGGGAAUGUUUUCAGGAAGUGUUUUUUUUCCUCUGAUGUAUAAUAGUGUUGAAAUUGAUUAAAAACCUUCUGAAAUUAAUGCUCCCUUUUUGUUGCUAUUUUAAGAUAUAAUAUAUCACUGGUACUUGUGCCUUUGGCUCUCUGCAGUCUUAUGGAAAUGUAAAAUGUCUUUUACUAGUGGUUUGGUACCUAAUAUUCAUAUAAUUACAGGUGGUAAAUAAAUAUUGCUCCCAAUA